AAUUUAUGGAUUUUAAUUUUGAUCUUCAGCACCAUAUAUACACUCCACCCUGGUAGACGUUGGGUUACUGCGCAAUCUCUCACAGAGCCACCAGUUUAUCAGCCUGAUGAAGAGCUCACUGUGGAUAUCGGAGACUCGGCUACUCUGCGGUGUUGUGUUUCUGAAAACCAGAUUGGAAUAAUAGAGCUGUUUAAGCAACCAAACAGGAAAAAACCUCAGAUUAUACUUACAGUAUAUAAACCUAAUAAAGAAAUAUUUUACAAUGGAUUUCAGAAGACUGAUUUCCUGAUAGAAAAAUUUUCAAACUGCUUCAAUGUGACCAUUUUACACACAGUUCAGACUGAUGAAGCCAUGUACUACUGCGCACUGCCGAAACCCAACCCUGUGUUUGCAGAUGGAACUUAUUUAAAAAUUAAAGGUGAGCAUGUUACUGUUUUAUCAGAAACAUCUAAACCAGUUCUGCGUAAUAAUUCAGUGGUGUGUAAACCAACUUUAAAUGGAAACAGCACUAACAUGACCACACAAGAGAAAACAGUGCUCAGUUUGGGAACGGCUUUGGGUUUGUGUGCACUCCUGAGUCUCUGUCUCACUUUUUUCCUACUGAUUAGAAGCAAACACGAUAAAAUAAACACUUCUAUGAUAGGUUCUUCAGGUAUCAGGCAGGAAUCUGAAGCGGAAUCACUAAAUUAUGCAGCUCUGAAAUUCCCCAAGAGGAAAGUAAAUGCUGAAAAAAGGACAACUAGCACACUAACUGAGUGCGUGUACAGUGAUGUUAAACGGUCGCGGGGACCUGGAGCCCAGGAGACUUAGGGCACGGGGCAGGGUACACCCUUAAAAGGGUGCCAAUCCAUCUCAGGGCACACACACACUUAUUCACACACUAUGGGCAGUUUGGGAACACCAGUUAGCCUGAUCUGCAUGUCUUUGGACUGUGGGAAAAAACCUGAGUACCCGGAGGAAACCCACCAAGCACGGCGAGAACAUGCAAACUCCAUGCACACAGAUACAGGAAUUGAGCCUGGCUGGGAAUUGAACCCAGACCCUGGAGGCUAAAACCCUUUUGUUCGAUCAGGAGAAUGUAAAUGCAUCCCCUCUCACCUGUCUGUCUCCGGGUCUCUCUAUGACUAACAUGUUAAUGACUGGUACUUUUGAUGUUUGGGACGUAGCACCGUUUAAAUGUGCUCUCUU
Messenger RNA from Clarias gariepinus (North African catfish), 1188 nucleotides. RefSeq lists its product as uncharacterized. NCBI's taxonomy places the organism in Eukaryota, Metazoa, Chordata, Actinopteri, Siluriformes, Clariidae. The record is from RefSeq and is a predicted model, not a curated record. The annotation marks the transcript as partial. The transcript is spliced from 7 exons.